AUGCCUCUUCGCACACCGGACACUUCGAUGCCCGUUUCCAAGCAAUUUUCACUGGAAGGCAAAGUCUGCGUUGUUACUGGGGGAGCACGCGGGAUCGGACUUGAAGUCGUACGGGGAUUUGCCGAAGCCGGCGCAGACGUCGCGUUCACGUACUUGACCAGCUCCGGCGCAUCAGAAACAGCAGGGCAAAUUUCUCGCGAGACAGGGCGGACUGUGAGAGCCUACAAAGCGAAUGUCUGCAACCGCACCGAGAUCUCUGACACCAUGGCCGCGAUUUUCAACGACUUCGGUCAUCUGGAGGUGGUUGUGGCCAACGCUGGUGUCUGCGCUCAGAUCUCCAGCCUCGACUACACGCAGGAGACGUGGGGCCGGGAUUAUGCUGUCAACGUUGAGGGAGUCAUGUGGACGGCGCAGGCUGCGGGAAAGAUCUUUCAAGCGCAGGGCCACGGAAAUCUCAUCAUCACCGCCAGCGUGAGCUCGGUCUUGGUCAAUUUCCCCCAACCACAGGCAUCGUACAACUCGAGCAAGGCCGCCGCCGCACAUCUGGGCAAGAACCUCGCGGUGGAAUGGGUCGAUUUUGCCCGCGUAAACUGUGUCAGCCCUGGCUACGUCGCAACAAACAUGACUUUGAGCCAACCAGAGUCGAUCCGCAGUCAAUGGACGUCUCAAGUCCCCGGGCGCCGGAUGGCCGAGCCUGCGGAGCUGAAAGGGGCAAUUAUAUGUGUUUCUUGCAAGUGA
Molecule: messenger RNA, 738 nt
Organism: Cladophialophora immunda
Lineage: Eukaryota; Fungi; Ascomycota; Eurotiomycetes; Chaetothyriales; Herpotrichiellaceae
Exons: 3
Coding region: 1-738 (245 amino acids)
Cellular component (GO): intracellular anatomical structure
Molecular function (GO): oxidoreductase activity, acting on NAD(P)H, oxygen as acceptor
Source: RefSeq, a predicted model, not a curated record